Messenger RNA from Cyphomyrmex costatus, 1221 nucleotides. RefSeq lists its product as uncharacterized. The record is from RefSeq and is a predicted model, not a curated record. The coding region runs from base 1 to 1158 and encodes 385 amino acids. Lineage: Eukaryota; Metazoa; Arthropoda; Insecta; Hymenoptera; Formicidae. The transcript is spliced from 9 exons.
AUGAUCAGUAUACUCUUAGUUGGCUACUUUACUCUCCUAUUUGUCAUAAGUGUUCGGACUACUAAUUUCAAUCAAUCCUUAAGAGAUAAUGUUUUGGAAAUCGAAUCGUUUAAUUCCCAUUCCAAUCAUCAGGCAAGAUUCUUCCCGCUAUUCAGCGUUGUGCGUUUUCCCAACUCCGAGUGCUUGUCAAGCAUCGAUCAACUUAAUGGCACAUGCUUCACGAGACGAGAAUGUAUUAAUUACGGAGGUAACCCGUCGGGAUCGUGCGCUAAUAGAUUGGGCACUUGUUGCGUAUUUCAAAAGUCUUGCGGCUCCACCACCAACAUGAAUAACACAUAUUUUGUAAGCCCAAAUUACCCCAUCACUUAUCGAGGUGGAGAACGCUGUUCGAUCACAGUGCAACGUUGUAAUCCUAAUAUAUGUCAGUUACGACUGGACUUUCUGGAAGCUACUUGGGCUCAGCCAAAUUCCACUGGAUUUUGCGAUUUAGACGUGUUUCUUGUAUCAGGAGGUUCAUCCACUGUGCCCAGAAUAUGCGGAGAUAACACUAACCAGCAUGUAUACAUCGAUUUUAAUGGAGCAACGCCAAUCACGAUAUCUGUCGACACCAACGCGGAUUUCGUAUUCGAUCGACGCUGGAAUAUAAGAAUUCAGCAAAUAGCGUGCAAUUCUGUAUGCAGAGCUCCUAAUGGUUGCUUACAAUAUUAUAAGACUGUCUCUGGCACUGUAAUGAGCUUCAACUUUGGUACGACGGAAAAUGUUCGAGCUCCUCAGAUUGGAACGCGACAGAUGGUGAAUCAUCGUUAUGGCGUGUGCGUUAGAAUGGCUUUGGGAUAUUGUAAUAUUGAGUGGUCGCAAGUCGAUACACUCUCCUUUUCCGUUUCUGGAGACACGGGAUCGUUUGAUCCAGAUAUAAUAGGCACAGCCUUGGUGGCAGAAUCUGGAAUAAACUGUACUACUGAUUUCGUUAUUAUACCCGAUCCGCGUGAAAACGGCGUUGCCGAUAAUACAGAUAGAUUUUGCGGAAAUGGAUUUAUAACUAAAACAUCGGACUUGAAGCCAUUCGUACUUUACGUUGUUACAAACGGCGAUGAAAUGCAAGAGGUCCAAAAUAAAGGCUUCGCACUUACAUUUCGUCAGCUGCCUUGCGCAAUUUAAGUAUUAUAUAAAUAUAUUUUCUACAAAUAUAUAUUAUAUAUUUUUUCUGACCGAAAGUACUGU